CGGAGGGCGAGGCGCCCAGUCGGGCGGAUCCUAGGGCGCUUGAAGGGUCUGCCGUCGCCCGCGGUCCGGAGACCGCCGUCCGCUCCCCCGACCCUCUCUGGCGCCCCGGUCCUUGCCGAAGGUCCCCGCAGAGCCCCUACCGGAGCGCCCCGUCGGCACUCGGGGCAGGGGGCGGAGAGGGGCGUAGCCGGCAGCCCGCCUGGAGUAGUUCCGGGUCGGAAAGGCGGACUCUGGGGUAGCACCGCGGAGCGGGGAGCGGCGGCGACAUGCGGUUCCGCUUCUGCGGGGACUUGGACUGCCCCGACUGGGUGCUGGCCGAGAUCAGCACCCUGGCCAAAAUAUCCUCGGUGAAGCUGAAGCUGAUCUGCGCCCAGGUGCUGCGGGACCUGCUGGGGGAGGCCAUCGAGUAUGACAAAAUCCUGAAGCUGACCUCAGAUGCAAAGUUAGAGUCGGGGGAUGUGAAGGCAACCAUUGCUGUCCUUGGCUUCAUCCUCUCCAGUGCAGCCAAGCACAAUGUAGACAGUGAGUCUCUGUCAAGUGAGCUGCAGCAGCUGGGGCUGCCCAAAGCAGAGCAUGCCAGUGGGUUGUGCCGUUCCUAUGAGGAGAAGCAGAGCACCCUCCAGGACAGGCUCAGGGCCUGCAGCCUGCGAUUGAGCCAGCUGGGCUCAGUGCGCUGGCGGGUGGAUUACACCCUCAGCUCCAGCGAGCUGCAGGAGGUCAACGAGCCCGUGGUGCACCUGACCUUCAACGUGCGGGAUAGAGAGUGUGAGAAGAUGACAGCUAUCCCUGUGACGCUCUCGGCCAACAAGUUCCGGGUGCUGCUGGCAGAGCUGAAGCAGGCCCAGACCCUGAUGAACACCCUUCUUUGAGGAGCCAGAAAAGGGCCAUGGCAGGAGGUUGCGACAGUGAGUUGGGGGCCCACACUGGUGCUCUCGGCUGGGGAGGAGGACGUUUCCCUGCCCUCUGGGUUUCCGGGGGUCCUCGGGGCAGCUCCAAUAAAGUCCCGGUGACAAAGCUGA
Molecule: messenger RNA, 1019 nt
Organism: Corvus hawaiiensis (hawaiian crow)
Lineage: Eukaryota; Metazoa; Chordata; Aves; Passeriformes; Corvidae
Gene: COMMD4
Product: COMM domain containing 4
Exons: 8
Coding region: 267-869 (200 amino acids)
Source: RefSeq, a predicted model, not a curated record